Pollicipes pollicipes is the source of this 563-nucleotide messenger RNA. Its product is annotated as MTRF1L release factor glutamine methyltransferase. Gene Ontology annotation, biological process: protein methylation. The record is from RefSeq and is a predicted model, not a curated record. Gene Ontology annotation, molecular function: nucleic acid binding; protein methyltransferase activity. The transcript has 4 exons. NCBI's taxonomy places the organism in Eukaryota, Metazoa, Arthropoda, Thecostraca, Pollicipedomorpha, Pollicipedidae. Gene Ontology annotation, cellular component: mitochondrion. The annotation marks the transcript as partial.
UUGGCUCGCCUGGCCGAAACAGAGCUGAUGCAGGACAACGUAAAAACCUCGAGCGUUUCUGUCUCUGUCGUCUUCACAAGAUGCCGGUGCAGUACAUCAUCGGCGAGUGGGACUUCUGCGACGUGACGCUGAAGCUGCGGCCGCCCGUCUUCAUCCCGCGGCCGGAGACGGAGCAGCUGGCCCAGCUGGCGGCCGAGCGGCUGCGGCAGCGCGGGGGCGACCGUCUGCUCGAGGUCGGCUGCGGCUCCGGCGCGCUCUCCGUCGCCCUGCUUCACUGGUUGCCAGACGUGUCAGCGGUGGCAGUAGACCAGUCGGCCGAUGCGUGCCGCCUGACGGAGGAGAACGCGGCUCGGUUGGGCGUCGAGGACCGGCUGCGGGUGUAUAACGCCACGCUGACCGAGGACGGCCUGCCUGGCGAGCACCGCCAGCUGUACGACCUGGUCGUCAGCAACCCGCCCUACCUGACGACCGCGGAGCUGCGCCGGCUGCAGCCCGAGAUACUACUGUACGAGGACCGGGCGGCGCUGGAUGGCGGGCCGGACGGGCUGCGCGUGACACGCCGC